UCUAUUGAUACAAGAAGAGAGAGCUGAGGUGGUACCACGCGUGCAUCCUAAACAUCUUUCUAUCCACUACUCGGCCCCCUUCGCUUCGCCCACUAUAUCGCCCCCCCACAGGACCGCUGUUUACCGAGGGACUGGGGCCCCUAUUGAUCUUGAUGCACGAUAUAAGAAGGGAACAGGGAUUAUGUCUGGUAUGGUCGAAUAAGAACGAAACCGAGGAAGGGGAUAGAUAGCGCGCGUGUACUAAGUCCUGGUCUUACUCUCCGUUCGUACUUGACUGAACCGAUAUGACGCCGGCAUCAAGACCCCAUGCAACGGCGGCACCACCACCUAUGCGCCAAUCGUGCGACCGGUGCCAUAAGCAGAAAGUCCGAUGUACCCGCACGGGGAACAAUAACACCGGUGCGUGCGAUAGAUGCCUCUCCAAACGUGCCCAGUGUGUAUACAGCUCCAGCCUACCAAAGGGCCGCCCUAGCUUGUACCGCUUCGCCGAUGAUGACUCCCCGGGCCGUGAUAUGGCUGGGCCUGCGGAAUCGCCUGCGCCCCUUGGGCCUGGCACCACUCCGAAGCGGCAUCGUCGAGCCAGUUCCAAGCCCACAUCUGCCCGGGCUCGCGACGACGUACCAAUCGGCUUGGAGCCCAGCAUGGGCGGAGGAGACGCAUGCAUCGACCCCGGCCUGAGCAGCAAUCUCCUGUUUGCCGCCAUGUCCACGGAGGGCAGUGGUCUGGUGGACAUAUCCCCGGACUCAUGGCAAUAUGUAGCGGGGUUAGACUGCGACAGCAUGAAAACAGUGGAGGCCGAUCCACAAUCGCGACAAGCCACCUUCAACUGGCACGCCAUCAUGGACCCUCCUCCGCAGAGCACCUCGGAUCUGCUCACUCGCCCUGCUCCGGCGGGAACCCCGGGGCGCGACUAUGGCCCGUCUGGUCCCCUGGCACCACCGCCGGCUCUGCCCGCGAUGCCGGCAGCAUACCCCGGAGAUGGGAAGAGCCAUGCGAAAGACCCUGACGCGGUGAUCGCGGAGCUAGCCCGGCUCAGCGUGCAUCUGGCGUCAUUGCUGCGGUCCAAUUGCAGCCUAAGCGAGCUCGACGACGAUGCAUCCCAGCCAACCGGCCCGGACCACCAGAGCCCUCUGGUCGACGACGCUACCUUUGAGUCGGUGGCGGCGUGGCUCACGCGUGGUUCCGUGCAGAAGGAUGUACUCUCGCCGCUCGAGUGCCAUCAGCUUGGUCUUUCUCCGAUCCCUUGCCCCAAGGCGAAAACAACCGGUGCCAUCCUCUACUACACGCUAUCGGCCUCCCAGCAUUUGCUGGAGAUCGUUUGCUGUCUGCAGCCUAACAGAGCCAACGGCGGAUCUACUCCCUCGACGCUCAUGUCGAGUUCCCCCAUGUCGUCGUUGGCGUCGCACGAAUCUUCAUAUUUCUCCCUCCCGAAAGCGUCGUCGUCAUUGCCCACAUCACCCCCUUCGCCUACCGGCCCGACGAGCCAAACCUCGUUGGAUAACUGUAGCCAUAUCAUCCGCGACCUCCUGAUCGCCUGCCACACCAUGCUGCUGAACCGGUAUGCAGCGGUGCUGGUCGCCCUAGACCGCGAAGCAGAUCUCCGUGCGCAUAACAGCAUGACGGUAAUAGGCGAUGUCCGGCUCGUCACGAUCGUGCAGCUGUGCUCCUAUCUCAUUGAGCGCCAGCACAAGGCUAUGCUCCUGUCCUCGAAAUCCCUCGGCACGUCCGGCGUGCCAAUCCCGCAAAGUCUUGACCUGAACAAUGCACCGGCUUCGGACACGGCGAGCUGGGAGGCGACCAAGGACCUCAAAUGUCAGGUUCAAGAGCAGCUCAUGCGCCUGCAGCACAAGUUAUGCACCUGACACGGAGGUCGCUUUGUCGAUUCCGCGUCGAUGCGAUCACGUCUCUCUCUCUCUCUCUCUCCCAUGGCAGUAGGCGUUUGAAGCAGGGGACGAAUAUAUGAAUAUAUAUAUAUAAUAUGAUUUACGACUUGAACAAUAUACUCCCGAACGCGGUGGUAGGUAAUAUAAUCCUCAUCCUCGGGGGCCUAACCUGUUUGUGAUUAUCUAGACAAUCAAUAGAGA
This is a messenger RNA of Aspergillus ochraceoroseus IBT 24754, 2084 nucleotides long. RefSeq names its product Zn(II)2Cys6 transcription factor domain-containing protein. Lineage: Eukaryota; Fungi; Ascomycota; Eurotiomycetes; Eurotiales; Aspergillaceae. Bases 285 to 1862 code for a protein of 525 amino acids. The transcript is spliced from 2 exons. The record is from RefSeq and is a predicted model, not a curated record. Gene Ontology annotation, molecular function: DNA-binding transcription factor activity, RNA polymerase II-specific; zinc ion binding. Gene Ontology annotation, biological process: regulation of DNA-templated transcription.